This is a messenger RNA of Solanum tuberosum (potato), 540 nucleotides long. RefSeq lists its product as uncharacterized. The record is from RefSeq and is a predicted model, not a curated record. Bases 1 to 540 code for a protein of 179 amino acids. Lineage: Eukaryota; Viridiplantae; Streptophyta; Magnoliopsida; Solanales; Solanaceae. The transcript has a single exon.
AUGACUAAACUACCAAUUGCACCUUUGCCACCAACACCUCCUAAAAUCUAUAGAGUUGAACCUAAUGAUUUCAAGGAUGUUGUCCAAAUGCUCACUUCAUCUCCCGAGUUUCAAUCUGUCUCCAAUGAUUCUAUCUCUCGUUCUGAUUCUGGUUUUGGCUCUGGCUCUGGCUCUAGUUCUUUCAACUCAAGGCGUUUACAAGAUAUUGCUCCUCCACCACUUGAUCUCUCACCGAUUUCUUUAGAAAGAAGUAAUGACAACAACAAUAAUAAUAAUAUUGUUGAACAAUGGCGUGUGUUCCUUCGUCCUUCUUCUUCCUCUAACAUUAACCAAGUAGUUGAAUCAAUUGAAACAUGCAUUGACUCAACAAAUAAUGAAGCACAAGAAAGAUCACAUGUAACGCCCCGGAUUCCAUCAGAAAAUUAUUUUGGAUCGUGUAGUCCAUUGGCUAAUUUCCCUCUAUCGCCGGCUUCUUUUGCAUGGUGUUCUUCUAUUCUUCUAAGCCCGGGUACUCUUACUUCACCAAGCGCGGUUCUUUAG